CACGCGGGAGGAGGAAGCAGCCGCCCGCAGUUCGCGCUCGGCUGGCGAAGGCAGAGCGCCGGGCUGCAUGCGAGAGCCAGCCGCGCAGGGGCCCAUAGCCGCCGAGGAGGGGACGCCAUGUGCCGGCCAGCUCUGACCAGACUGCUGCUCUUCCACCUGCUGCUCAUCAAGCUGCAUAUCGCUAAAGGCUCCGCCAAGGAGUGCGAAAAGGACCAGUUCCAGUGCCGGAAUGAGCGCUGCAUCCCUUCCAUUUGGAAAUGCGACGAGGAUGACGAUUGCUCAGAUAAUAGUGACGAGGCAGAUUGCCCCAAGAAGACCUGUGCAGAAAGUGAUUUCACUUGUAACAACGGCCACUGCAUUCCUUCCAGGUGGAAAUGUGAUGGUGAAGAGGAAUGCCCAGAUGGGUCUGACGAAUCCGAAGCCUCAUGCACCAAACAAGUAUGCUUAGCUGAAAAAAUUAGCUGUGGAGACUCCAGCAACAAAUGCAUCCCAUCUUCAUGGAGGUGUGAUGGAGAAAAAGACUGUGAAAGUGGAAUUGAUGAGGCUGGGUGCACUAAUGUCUGUUCCCCUACUGAGUUCCAGUGCAGCAACAAGACCUGCAUAGCUACAAUUUUUGUCUGUGAUGGUGACGAUGAUUGUGGUGAUGGCAGUGAUGAGAGGAAGUGCCCGCCCCUCACCUGUAACCCCAACGAGUUCCAGUGCAAUAACAGCCUGUGCAUCCCAGAGAUCUGGGUCUGUGACAAUCAGCCUGAUUGUGAGGACCAUUCCGAUGAGUCAACAGAGAAGUGUGGCUACAAAGCCAAGCCGCAAGCCAUGAGCACCUGUGCAGCUCACGAGUUCCGGUGCGGCAAUGGAGAAUGCAUCCAUCUGAACUGGAAAUGUGAUGGAGAUGAGGACUGCAAAGACAAGUCAGAUGAGCAAGAUUGUCCUCUGGUGACCUGCAGCCCUGAUGAGUUCCAGUGUGGCGAUGGGACUUGCAUCCACGGAGCCAAACAGUGCAACAAAGUGCAUGACUGCCCUGACAACAGUGAUGAGGCUGGCUGCGUUAACGAAGCGGCGUGCGAGAAUCCCACCAAGUUUCAGUGUAAGAGUGGAGAGUGCAUAGAGGAAGUCAAGGUGUGCGAUUCACACAGGGACUGCAGGGACUGGUCUGACGAGCCCCUGAAAGCAUGUGGAGUGAAUGAAUGUGCUCUCAACAAUGGCGGCUGCUCCCACAUAUGCAGAGAUUUGAAGAUUGGCUAUGAGUGUGAGUGUCCUCCUGGAUACAAGCUUCUUGACAAGAAAACAUGUGGAGACAUAGAUGAAUGUGAGAAUCCCGACGCUUGUAGCCAGAUCUGCAUCAACUACAAGGGAGACUAUAAAUGCGAAUGCUAUGAGGGUUACGAGAUGGACACUCUGUCCAAAAACUGCAAAGCUGUAGGGAAGAGCCCGUAUUUGGUCUUCACAAACCGCCAUGAAGUACGCAAGAUAGAUUUGGUGAAAAGGGACUACUCUCGCAUCAUCCCCAUGCUGAAGAACGUGGUUGCUUUGGAUGUGGAGGUGGCAACAAACAGGAUAUACUGGUGUGAUUUAUUCUACAGGAAAAUAUACAGUGCCUACAUAGACAAAGCCAGUGACACAGCUGAGCAAAUGGUCCUCAUCGAUAGCCACCUGAACUCUCCUGAAGGCCUGGCAAUGGAUUGGGUUCACAAGAACAUCUACUGGACAGAUUCAGGAAACAAGACCAUUUCUGUCGCCACAGCUGAUGGGAGUAAGAGGAGGACACUUUUCAGUACUAACUUAAGUGAGCCCAGAGCCAUUGUGGUGGAUCCAACACGGGGAUUCAUGUAUUGGUCUGACUGGGGUGACAUAGCAAAAAUUGAGAAGUCUGGCUUGAACGGUGUAGAUCGGCAAGUGCUUGUGAUGGACAACAUUGAAUGGCCCAACGGCAUCACACUAGAUUUGUUAAAUCAGCGCCUCUACUGGGUAGACUCCAAGUUGCACUUGCUUUCAAGCGUAGAUUUCAAUGGCAGCAACAGGAAAGUUCUCAUCUCUUCUGUGGAUGACCUCAGCCAUCCGUUUGGAUUAGCAGUCUUUGAGGAUAGGGUAUUCUGGACUGAUCUGGAGAAUGAAGCAAUCUUCAGUGCCAAUAGGCUGAAUGGUCUGGACAUCUCCAUUUUAGCGGAGAACCUCAAUAACCCUCAUGAUAUUGUAGUCUUUCAUGAGCUAAAGCAACCUAAAGCUCCAGACGCUUGUGAGCUCAGUUCUCUGCCAAAUGGAGGUUGUGAAUACCUAUGUCUUCCUGCACCCCAAAUCUCUUCCCAUUCUCCCAAGUAUACCUGUGUUUGUCCUGACAAUAUGUGGUUGGGUCCCGACAUGAAAAAGUGCUAUACAGAGCUUCCAACUACCUCAACUAAUGUGCCUACUACUCCUGCUACUACUGUUGCUACUGCUACAACUCACUUGUCCAAUUUCACUGCCAUCACUACGGUUGUUAUGACUACUACUACCACCACCAUUACAACUGGCAACAACAGUAACGCUAGUACAGAAGGCCAAGAGACCACAUCGCGCAUCUUCCUGGGCACUACAAGCCUUCAUUCACCCACAACCACAUCCAGCCUGGCAGACUCUAAGAUAACAACAACAGGAAACAGCAACCUCUCCCAACACUAUGCUAACAGUGGGCAAGGUUUUGGAUCAACUGUGAUGGCCGCCAUUAUUGGAAUUGUGGUUCCUGUUGUGGUAAUUGGUUUGUUGUGCAUGGGAGGGUAUCUCAUCUGGAGGAACUGGAAACGGAAAAACACAAAAAGCAUGAACUUUGAUAAUCCUGUGUACAGGAAAACUACAGAAGAGGAAGAUGAAGAUGAAAUCCAUAUUGGGAGAACAGCACAGAUUGGGCAUGUGUAUCCAGCACGUGUAGCAUUAAGCCUAGAAGAUGAUGGGUUACCAUGAGGACCGCACCUACACCAACCCCACAGCCGGUGGAUCGAUAGAUAUGCACUGAACACGCUUGCUGUGGAUCACGGAGUUCACUUUCUUUUAUCUCCUUCUCUCCUUUAAUGGUUUAUUUAUGUUGCAGAAGGGUAACCACAAAGUAAUAAUGAACUGCAAACAUCCAAAGGAUGUGAGAGUUUUGUAUGUAUAAUCUUUUAUACACCUUUUAAGCUUCUUGCACUAUCCAUCCCUAAUGGCGAGGAGGCUGCUCUACUGUGGGGCUACUAACUCGGUGUAUAGAACCAGCCAGACCCAAGGGUCGGUAGCAUACGUGUCAUUUUUAAAAGCUAUAUUUAUAGAGAUUUUGUAAAUAUGUCAGACAUACUUUGUGGCUAUCCAUCAACAUAAGAAAAGCAAAAAAGAGGUCUAUACAAGCCGUUUAGGAUAUUUAUUAACAAAUUCUGGAUAUAAGGUUUGUUCUGUACAUACACUUAGAGGAUGAGAGUAUUUAUUUUUUUGUAUGCUUGGCUCGCUGUGCAUAGAUUAUCUGUGUAUAUACCUAUCUACACUGGAUAGGUAUAUAGACAUAUGCAUAUAUAAAUAAGUAUAUAUAUAUAAAUAUAUAUAUAUGAAUAUAUUUUAGAAAGACUAGCCCAGCUUUAUGGGAAAUAGGGUUAUUAAAUUCUUAAGGGAUGUUUUGUGGAAGAUUUUGCUUUGAAAUCUAAAGCCUCUGAGUAAGGAUUACAGCUGUUACAGUAGGAUAGUCCAUGACUGUCAAAGAAACAAAUGUGCCCCCAUAAUGAACAAACCAAAUUCUGUCCUGGCAGAUGAACCAGCUCAUGGCUUAGACGUCUUUGCACAAUUGUUGCACUCCAGGAAAUCCUCAUAGGCCCAUGAAUUCUACUCACACACGUGGUGAACCUCCCAAAUACAAUUCCCCAUUCGUUGUAAAUGGAGGGGACAGCUUUGCACAGAAAGGGCUGUGUCCUCUCUCCACUGAAGUGAAUGGGGAAGCCCAGAACCUCAGCACAGACAUCGAGGGCAAUGCCUGCAAUCCCAAACCAUUAAUCUGGCAGGUUUAGACAUACAUUAGCAAGUUUAGGGUGCCAAUCUUAGCAUCUAUUCAAAGAAGUCUCGUUAAGUUUAACUGAAUAUACAGUACUUCAAAGUUUGCAUGUUUAGGAUUACACUUAAUGGGGGUGAGUUGGGUUGCUCUGCCCCAUGGAUUAUUCUCAGUUUUCAUUUGGUUAUACCUCCCCCCCCCCAAUAAAAAAAAAAAAACCAACAACACACAGGACAAAAAGUCAAUGAUAAAGGUGACAGUGGAUUCCAGAGAGGUCAUCUGAACACUUUCCUAUGACAGAUUUCUGUAGCUUUUGAACAUUAAGACAAUUGGCGCUGAAUAAUAUUAUGCCCUCAAGGGUAUGUCUACACCAGCACAACUUUACAUUGUUUUUUACUUCACUCUGAUUAGCUUUGUGCUUUGUUACACUGGUCUUAAUUUUUACCCAUUUCCCUACAUUCAUGCAAUUCCUCAUGGAUUUCCUUUGUGGGGUGGUUUAAAUCAUGGCAAAUUCAUGCUGCUAUAACAGUUCACCCUUGCACCCAUCUCUGUACCAAUACAGUGGUACCUCGCUAGACGAAUGCCUCACAAGACAAAAAACUCGCAAAACGAAAGCAUUUUGUGAUUUCAAUGGAGACUCGCAAGACGAAGUUUCCUAUGGCACGCUUCGCAAGACGGAUUUUUUUUCGUCCCAUAGGGUGCCUUGCAGGAUGAUUUUUUUUUCUGUCUUGUGAGGCACCCUAUGGGAAACCGCACUUCAAUGCGUUCCUAUGAGAGCCGCUUCGCAAAAUGAAUUUUUCGCUAUACGAAGCGACUCGCGGAACGAAUUAAAUUCGUCCAGCGAGGCACCACUGUAGCUUUAGUAUGAGGUGGUGGAAGAAACUUUAAUGCAGCCCUAUGCAUGUUUACUCGGAAGUAACUGAGCAAUCCUAAUUCCCAGUCUGCAUACGUGGAGGGGUUUAGGGUACAGCAGAGUUUCUAUCUGCUGUGAUCAGUGAACCUGAGGUAUGUCUGUGGGAAUGUCAAGCAGCCUAUAUUAUUCAAAAACAGAAAUACCUUUUUUCUCUUUCUCAAAAAAGAAACAAGAGAGGUAUACAUUUGGGCAACAUUAACAAGGUACUAACCUGCAUGUGAAAAACACCUGUAGAAUGGAAUACUAGCCAGGGUGCCAAGAUGCAAGCUAAGACAAAGACAGAAGUUGCAGAAUGCAUGAAAAUAUGCUGGUGCAGACAUACGUCACACUUAACCUUAAUUUAGCAUAAUGAGAAUGAGCUGCAGCAAACCUCAGGCUCAUGUUCUUCCUUUCUCCUCCAGACCAGCUGCUAGGAGGAAUUUGGAAGCUUUCACUUCUGGUUUUAAUUAAUCACAGUUUGGUGCAUCAUCUGAACUGGGUCAACUGUGGUUAAUUUUAACUGUGGCUAUUUUGAAACAGCCAGCUUCAAACCGUAGUUAACACUAACCAUAGUUUAGGGUGCAAAUGACACACUGAACUGCUGCUCAUUGAAAUCAGAAGCAAGGGCUCCCAAACUCCUCACAGCCACACUGGAGGCAGGGAAGCACUCAUUCAUCCAAACAUGUUGAUCUGUUUUUAUACACACCCUGUGCUAAUUUCUGAAGAUUGAUUCAUACUAUUAGCUUGUGCGUCGGGACUUCACUUUUUUCAGUGCAAUAU
Molecule: messenger RNA, 5651 nt
Organism: Zootoca vivipara (common lizard)
Lineage: Eukaryota; Metazoa; Chordata; Lepidosauria; Squamata; Lacertidae
Gene: LRP8
Product: LDL receptor related protein 8
Biological process (GO): receptor-mediated endocytosis
Cellular component (GO): plasma membrane; signaling receptor complex; apical plasma membrane
Molecular function (GO): protein binding; calcium ion binding; hormone binding
Source: RefSeq, a predicted model, not a curated record